AUGAAUACUCUUGCAAUUAUUUUCAUCAUCUUUCUUUCCGCUACGCCUCUCUCAGCUAGUAAUGCUAACAUUGAAGUCGAUUAUUGUAUCGCAAACCGUAGUCUCCCUAAGGGACAUCAAGGAUAUCCUUGCAAAGAUCCUGCUAAAGUUACAACUGAUGACUUUGUUUUUACUGGAUUCCGUGGUGAAAAGAUCAUCACAAAUAUAUUUCGAAACAAUGUUACUCGGGCAAAUCAUGAUACAUUCCCGGCCUUAAAUGGUCUAGGUCUUUCCAUGUCAAGGUUAGACUUGGGUGUGGGUGGUAUUGUCCCGGUACAUUCUCACCGAACAUCAGAAAUUAUUGUGCUUAUAAAUGGAACAAUUAUUGCUGGGAUAAUUGACACAAAUAACACGGCCUACUUUAAAAGAUUAGAGCCCGGUGAUGUCAUGAUUUUCCCACAGUUCUUACUUCACUUCCAGGUGAAUGUUGGUAAAACUCGAGCUCUUGCAUUUGUUGGCUUGAAUGGGGCAAACCCAGGAAUACAAAUCACUUCCACCGCCCUGUUCGCCGGCAAUUUACCAGCUAAAAUAGCUUCACAAAUCACCCUCAUUAGUCCCGGAGAGGUGAGGCGCUUGAGGAUGAUAUUUGACAGAAUUGGCACAGGUCAAUAA
Messenger RNA from Spinacia oleracea (spinach), 651 nucleotides. RefSeq names its product auxin-binding protein ABP19a-like. The transcript has a single exon. The record is from RefSeq and is a predicted model, not a curated record. Gene Ontology annotation, molecular function: manganese ion binding. NCBI's taxonomy places the organism in Eukaryota, Viridiplantae, Streptophyta, Magnoliopsida, Caryophyllales, Amaranthaceae. The coding region runs from base 1 to 651 and encodes 216 amino acids.